GUAAGAACCAAAGGGUGGUGGAGUGCGCAUGCGUGCCCCCCCUGUGCUCCAUAUCGGCCUUCUUCUCUUUUGGCCCCGCCCCUUCCCCGCCCACGUCUCCCUAGCUCCGCCUCUCCCUCGCGCUACCGCAGUUCCCGCUUGGUUGCUCCGGUUCCUAGUGGACCAUGGUCUCUGUGGAGACUCCACGCCUGUUUCACGUUUGCUGCUCACAGUCCCAGGGGUUGGGAAUGAUGGAAGUUCUUUUCCGCCCCGAACUCUUUCCAGACCCAGCCACUGUGGGAUUCACUCUACAAUCUACAACUUCCAGAAUCUGGAUUAUGUUCCAUGGCAGCGGUCCAAACAGAAAUCCAAGUCACCUACUCUGCCUCCCAUCCUACAAACCAGAGGCCACCAGAAGAGCAAAACGAAGACUUUGACUAGCGUCCUGCCAGGGUUACAUUCCAAGCCCACCACGUCUAUGACAAGUCAGCUGAGGAAUCCACAAGAAAAGUACAGUGGGAGGUUGGACUCCGGGAAGACACAGAAGAAAAUCCGGCUAUUGAGGGCGUUGCUCAGGAACAGGCGAACCACGCUGCAGGAGCUCUCCAGCCAUGAGGUCUUUCUCACCAAGCUCAACCUGGAGCUGAUCAAGGACAUCCAGGACAUGGAAGACAGCUCGGCCCUGAAAGUGCGCACGAUGCUGCAGGAGCAGGACAUCCUCCAGACUGUCGUGGACAUCUUGGAGUACUCGAACAAGAAGAAGCUGCAGAAACUCAAGUGUGAACUUAAGGAGUGGGAGGAGAAGGAGGAGUCCAAGAUGAAGUCCCUGGCACAGCAGGUGGAACAGCUGAAUGCCAAGAUUGAGAAGACCUACAAGGAAGUGAGCUUCCUGAGCACGUACAUGGACCAUGAGUAUCCUGUCAAGUUGGUCCAGAUCGCCAGCCUUGUGCGUCAACUGCAGCAGAUAAAGGACAACCAGCAGGAUGAGCUGGAUGACCUUGGUGAGAUGCGCAGAAUGGUCCUGCAGUCUUUGUCUAAUCAGAUUCAGAAGAAGAAGAAAAAGCUUCUGCAAGCUCUGGUGGUGAAAAGCCAGCAGCCCCAUCAGGAAGCUCUUCUGCAGAAGACCCGGGACAACCAGGACCUGCUGAAGUACAUGGACAAGUUCCGAGAAUUUAUCAACCAGUUUGAGGAGGAAAUACCCAUACUGAAGGCCGAGGUGGAGCAGCUCCACGUGCAGGUCCAGGAGCCCCGAGAGAUCGUUUUUGCAGACGUCCUGCUUCGGAGACCCAAGUGCACCCCAGACAUGGACGUCAUCCUCAACAUCCCCGUGGAAGAGCUGCUGCCCUUCUAGAUGCCGGGGCCAGGGGCCAGCCUUCCCUCCCUGCUCUUUUUCCUAUACCUGGAGCCUUGACUUAUCGUCUUCCCUGAGCGCAUGCCCACGUCCAGAGCCUGGUCUCCUGUUCCUCCCUUCCUUCCUUCCCCGCCUCCCUUUCUCUCUCUUUUCCUUCCUUCUUUCCUUCCAUUCUUCCUUUCUUCCUUCCUCCCUCCCCGGCUCCCUCCACCUUUCCUCUUUUCUUUCUGGUUUGCACUGCUGCUUGGGCCAGGUGGGUACUCCCAGUCAAGUCUGCCAUUCCUUUUUACCAAUAAAGCCGGCCUUGCAUUUG
This is a messenger RNA of Mustela lutreola (European mink), 1643 nucleotides long. It is a transcript of the gene C9H20orf96, whose product is annotated as chromosome 9 C20orf96 homolog. Bases 29 to 1330 code for a protein of 433 amino acids. NCBI's taxonomy places the organism in Eukaryota, Metazoa, Chordata, Mammalia, Carnivora, Mustelidae. The record is from RefSeq and is a predicted model, not a curated record. The transcript is spliced from 10 exons.